UUUUCAGGAUGGUGUUAGCUGAUCUUGGUCGGAAAAUCCGAAAUGCCAUCGGAAAGCUCGGACAAGCCACUAUUAUCAAUGAGGAAGAGCUUGAUGCUAUGCUCAAGGAGGUUUGCAUGGCACUCAUCGAGUCUGACGUUCACAUUAGACUGGUGAAGCAACUGAAAGACAAUGUCAAGAAAGCUAUCAAUUUUGAAGAGAUGGUCGGUGGAGUAAAUAAGCGACGGCUUAUCCAGAAAACCGUGUUUAACGAGCUGCUCAAGCUUGUGGAUCCAGGGGUGACUGCUUAUCAACCAAAGAAAGGACAACCGAAUGUGAUCAUGUUCGUCGGUCUGCAAGGUUCCGGUAAAACAACCACUUGUACCAAGAUGGCGUAUUUCUAUCAGAGAAAAGGCUGGAAAACUUGUUUGAUUUGCGCGGAUACUUUCCGUGCUGGUGCUUUCGAUCAGCUGAAGCAAAACGCUACGAAGGCUAGGAUUCCCUUCUACGGUUCUUACUCCGAAAUGGAUCCCGUUGUGAUCGCAGCUGAAGGUGUGGAAAAGUUCAAGAAAGAGAACUUUGAGAUAAUAAUCGUUGAUACAUCUGGUAGACACAAGCAAGAAGCUUCGUUGUUCGAAGAAAUGUUGCAGGUCUCAAAUGCUGUGAACCCAGACAAUGUCGUUUUCGUCAUGGAUGCGUCUAUCGGUCAAGCUUGCGAAGCGCAAGCUCGUGCCUUCUCAGAAACUGUCGACGUUGCCUCAGUCAUCAUCACUAAGCUUGAUUCACAUGCUAAGGGUGGUGGAGCACUGUCAGCUGUGGCUGUCACUCACUCCCCAGUCAUAUUCAUCGGUACUGGCGAGCAUAUUGAUGACUUUGAACUGUUCAAACCGAAGGCAUUUGUGCAGAAACUUCUUGGAAUGGGAGAUAUUGCUGGAUUGGUGGAUAUGGUCAAUGAUAUUGGCAUAAAGGAUAAUGAAGAGCUUGUUAGCCGUUUGAAGCAUGGUCUCUUUACACUUCGCGAUAUGUAUGAGCAGUUCCAGAAUAUCAUGAAAAUGGGGCCAUUCAGUCAGAUAAUGAGUAUGAUUCCUGGUUUUGGGCCCGAAUUCAUGACGAAGGGCAACGAGAAAGAAUCAGUUGGUAGAUUGAAAAAGCUCAUGACAAUAAUGGAUUCCAUGAGCGACACAGAACUUGAUCAUCCCAAAGCAUCUGAAUUGUUUUCUAAAGAACCGGGAAGAGUGAUAAGAGUUGCCCGAGGAUCGGGCACAACGCAGGCGGAGGUUCGUGAUCUGUUGAGUCAGUACAAGAAGUUCUCAGACAUGGUGAAGAAGAUGGGUUCAAUCAAGGGAUUGUUCUCGGGCAAGAACGGUGACAUCAAUCCAAAGAACGUCAAUCCUGCCCAAAUGAUGAAGCUGAACCAGCAAAUGGCUAAGAUGAUGGAUCCACGGGUUUUGCAACAAAUGGGCGGAAUGGGUGGAUUGCAAAAUAUGAUGGCGCAACUGCAAAAAGCAGGCGGCGGCAAAGGCGGUGGAUUGUUUUAUUGUCAUAUUGUUCGUGGUGUAUUUUGUACCUGGGUUGAAUGCAGCAAGAUGGUCCGGCAAACGAGAGCAGCAGCAAAGAUUGAGCCUCAGGCAGACGAGGAGAUGGAAGCAGUUGACAUUGAAGCACCCAAGAAAGGUGGACCUCCCGCUUCUGACUCGAGUUACGAACGGAAGUUCAUUAUAGCCAGAGAAAAUACUCUCUCCGAUAGCAGGUUCUAUCUAGUUAGGCAUCCAAAGAACCAAACCACUUGUUUAUAUCGAAUUAGUGAGAAAUUCUGUGAUGAAGUCGUUUCCAUGGGGGAAUCUCAUCGCUCGUGGUUUUACGGCGAAAGUGUCGUAUCGGAUGGGUUGAUACGGGUGCUAUCCCCUGUGCAUCCGUUGUUCUUAGCCCUGCCUUAUUUCUUGACUUCUAGGAGCAAAUUUAUGGAAGUUGAAGAAAUCUUGAGUGAUAAUGAUAGUCCUUCCAUAGCCGAAUUGUUAAAGAAUGAGCAGUUUUUGAGAACUGUUGACAAGAUAGCUGAUUCCAAAGAAAUCUGUGAUACGAAAGUGUACCGAUUUGACGAGGCUAAAACACUCGAGUGGAUAAAUGGUCGAUUUCAAAGGCUUCGCGAUGCACUGGUUGGGGAAAACUGCUUACAUAAGUCGAUUAUAGAGAAUCAAGAAGUGCUUGACCGGUACACUUUCGGUGUGCUCUGUGACUAUCUAAAUCCGGAAAUAGCAGCUUUGGCUAAAGUGCAUCUUUGCAUUAAGGAUCCCGUUAAUGACGAAAACGAGCAUGUGGACAUGUCAAUGAAGAGGAAGGCGGACGUUCUAUAUGAGGAUGAGCUGAAGCCGGUCAAGAAGCCUAAAGAGUCAGUAGUUGCCAAGAAACUGCAGCAAGCCAGCAAGGGAACAAAGUCGAUAAACAGCUUUUUCAUCAAGAAAACGUAACCGGGUAUUCUGCAGCCCUUUUUUCCGCGUUUUUUUUUUCAACGCUUUACUUCAUUGAGCCUACUGCCUUUUGUAUAGGUCACAUAAUUCUCCUUUAAAACUGAUGAUUUUAUUUGUAUGGUAACGAUCUCGUUUAUUGAUAAUUUUCGUAACUUUAAGUUUACGGACUGCUCACAUUUCUUUCACAUUUUCUCAGCUCCCUUGUAGGGUUUUAUCCAACGUUAAACUCACUUCAGUGCUGACCGGUUACAAUAAAUCAUUUUGCUACC
Molecule: messenger RNA, 2716 nt
Organism: Cylicocyclus nassatus
Lineage: Eukaryota; Metazoa; Nematoda; Chromadorea; Rhabditida; Strongylidae
Source: the annotation of a GenBank genome assembly